AUGUCCCCAUAUCAAUACGAAACUGUCAAAGUAGAGGUGUCUGCUGAAGGUGUAGCUCACGUUCAAUUGCACAGACCUAAAAAGCUGAAUGCUUUCAAUGAUCAGCUCGUUUCCGAUGUCAGAAAGGCAUUUCAAGACAUUUCUGUAGAUAACAAUAUAUUCUCUGUUGUUGUCUCUGGCUCUGGCCGCAUGUUUACUGCUGGUUUAGAUUUAUCUGAAACUAGCUUGAAUAACCAAGAUACCACUGAUCCUGCUCGUGCUGCUUGGAGAAUUCGCUCUCACAUUCAAGGUUUCCAAGCUGCAUUCACUGCUAUUGAAGAAUGCUCCAAGCCUGUCAUUGCUGCUGUUCACAGCGCUUGUUUCGGUGCUGGUGUUGAUUUGGUCACAGCAUGUGAUAUUCGUUAUUGUGCAAAGGACUCCUUCUUUUGUGUUAAGGAAGUUGAUGUUGGACUUGCUGCUGAUGUGGGAUCUCUUCAACGUCUUCCCAAGAUCAUUGGCAACAACAGUUUAGUCCGUGAGCUCUGUUUCACUGGUCGCAACAUGUAUGCUCCUGAAGCUUUGGAGUGUGGAUUUGUCAGUAAAGUAGCUGACAACCAUGAAGCUGUCCUGGCUGAAGCAUUCAAAACCGCCAAGCUAAUUGCCUCCAAAUCUCCUGUCGCCGUUUUGGGCACAAAGCACUUGCUAAAUUACUCUCGCGAUCACUCUGUUGCUGAAGGUUUGAAUUAUACCGUUGCCUGGAAUCAAGGCAUGUUGAAUACCGAGGAUAUUCCCCUUUCUAUCCAAGCCUUUGUCACCAAGAAGCCCGCCAAAUACUCCAAGCUUUAA
Molecule: messenger RNA, 825 nt
Organism: Mucor velutinosus
Lineage: Eukaryota; Fungi; Mucoromycota; Mucoromycetes; Mucorales; Mucoraceae
Product: Polyubiquitin
Exons: 7
Coding region: 1-825 (274 amino acids)
Cellular component (GO): mitochondrion
Molecular function (GO): delta(3,5)-delta(2,4)-dienoyl-CoA isomerase activity
Source: RefSeq, a predicted model, not a curated record